AUGUGCCCGACUGCCGCUGCCUCUGCCGCCGACCCGGCCCCCGUCCCGACCACCGAGGGCGCCGUCCCGCCCGAGUUCACCCCCAUCGACGCUCAUGCGCCCUCGCAGCCCGAGGUGGCCGCCAAGCAGCAGCAGGAGAACGGCGCUCCCGCCGCCUCGCAGAGCAACCCGUACGCCCCGCGUGCCUCGGACUACCUCUCGAACACCUCCAACUGGAAGAUCAUCGAGUCGACCCUGCGCGAGGGCGAGCAGUUCGCCAAUGCCUUCUUCGACACCGAGACCAAGAUGAAGAUCGCGCAGGCCCUGAGCGACUUUGGCGUCGAGUACAUCGAGCUCACGUCGCCCGCCGCCUCGGAGCAGUCGUUCGACGACUGCAAGCGCAUCUGCAACAUGGGCCUCAAGUCCAAGAUCCUCACCCACAUUCGCUGCCACAUGGACGACGCCCGCAAGGCUGUCGAGACCGGCGUUGACGGCGUCGACAUUGUCAUCGGCACCUCGUCGUUCCUCCGCAAGUACUCGCACGGCAAGGACAUCACCUACAUCAUCAAGUCGGCCGUCGAGGUCAUCGAGUUCGUCAAGAGCAAGGGCAUCGAGGUCCGCUUCUCGUCCGAGGACUCGUUCCGCUCCGACCUCGUCGACCUCCUGUCGAUCUACCGCGCCGUCGACAAGGUCGGCGUCAACCGCGUCGGCAUCGCCGACACGGUCGGCUGCGCCAACCCGCGCCAGGUGUACGACCUCGUGCGCACCCUGCGCGGCGUCGUCUCGUGCGACAUCGAGUGCCACUUCCACGACGACUCGGGCUGCGCCGUCGCCAACGCCUACUGCGCCCUUGAGGCCGGCGCGACCCACAUCGACACGUCCGUCCUCGGCAUCGGCGAGCGCAACGGCAUCACGACCCUCGGUGGCCUCAUCGCCCGCAUGAUGGUCGUCGACCCGGUCUACACCAAGGGCAAGUACAACCUGCCCAUGCUCCGCGAGGUCGAGAACCUGGUCGCCGACGCCGUCCAGAUCUCGGUCCCGUUCAACAACCCGAUCACCGGAUUCUGUGCGUUCACGCACAAGGCCGGCAUCCACGCCAAGGCCAUCCUCGCCAACCCGUCGACGUACGAGAUCCUCAAGCCCGAAGACUUUGGCAUGUCGCGCUACAUCGACAUCGGCUCGCGCCUGACUGGCUGGAACGCCGUCAAGUCGCGUGUCGAGCAGCUCGAGCUCGACAUGAGCGACGACCAGGUCAAGGACGUGACGGCCAAGAUCAAGGAGCUCGCCGACGUGCGCACCCAGAGCAUGGACGACGUCGACACGGUCCUGCGCGUGUACCACCGCGGCAUCUCGUCGGGCAAGCUCGGCCUGCGCCAGCCGGCCAUCUUUGACCAGCUCCUCGCCGACCACAAGAGCGAGGCCGGCUCGGUCAACGGCGACGACGCCGAGGGCCCGGCCAAGAAGAAGGCCAAGGUCGCAUAAGGCGCCCGCGUCGAGCAGCUCGCAGUCGGGUCGGUCGAGGAAGAGGAGGAGGGAGGAGGCGGCGCGAGCGCGCAGAAGUGCGGUGACUCGCGCUCGCGCCGGCAUCAAGGAGGUUUCACGACGACACGACGACGGUCACCACCACCCCCUCCUCUCUCUCUCUCGACGGCUCGCCCCAGUCGCGGCCGCAAAAGUACACAUUCUUGUCUCCUUCCACCUCCCACGCUCUUCCUCCCCCUCGAGCGCACCCUUCCUCCUCGUCGCUCUACGUUCUCUCUCUCUCUCUGUCUGUGUGUCGGACCGAGUUUGGGGCCACGUCGACGGGUGCGGUUCGCUGUAACAUUUUGCCUGCCUUGCCUUGAG
This is a messenger RNA of Rhodotorula graminis WP1, 1824 nucleotides long. RefSeq lists its product as uncharacterized. Gene Ontology annotation, cellular component: mitochondrion. The record is from RefSeq and is a predicted model, not a curated record. Gene Ontology annotation, molecular function: homocitrate synthase activity. Lineage: Eukaryota; Fungi; Basidiomycota; Microbotryomycetes; Sporidiobolales; Sporidiobolaceae. The coding region runs from base 1 to 1461 and encodes 486 amino acids. The transcript has 7 exons.